Molecule: messenger RNA, 1092 nt
Organism: Helianthus annuus (common sunflower)
Lineage: Eukaryota; Viridiplantae; Streptophyta; Magnoliopsida; Asterales; Asteraceae
Product: polyubiquitin-B
Exons: 4
Coding region: 1-1092 (363 amino acids)
Biological process (GO): protein ubiquitination; modification-dependent protein catabolic process
Cellular component (GO): cytoplasm; nucleus
Molecular function (GO): protein tag activity; ubiquitin protein ligase binding
Source: RefSeq, a predicted model, not a curated record
AUGGCGGACGAGGGCAAAGGAAUGGCUGACGAAGACGAUAGGUCUGGUAACCGGAAGAGAAAGUACGUCAGUGACUUUGAGUUUAUCGUCGAUGUCGUUGAAGUCGUGAAUGGGUCUAUCGACGAUGACGAUUUUAAAUAUGGCGAUAUAAAGAUUGAGACCCCAACUGGUAAGAUCAUAUCUCUUAAUGUCAGAGGCUCAGACACUUCGACCGUUGUCAACGGUCAUCUCCUCGAUCCACGCAAAAUUUACAUCGGUGAACCACCACCCAAAAUCAACCCCGAUUCGGGACCCCGCGGGGAUGGCGGCGGUAUUCCCGAUCGGGGAAUGCCUUCACCGAACACCCUCACCGAAGACGCCCCCAUCAAGAAAGGAUCUACCCUCACACUCCGUGUUAAAGCAGUGGAUCGGUUGAAAAUAUUUCUCAUCACUUUCUCAGGAAAGACGAUCACUUUGUUACUCAAGCCCACAUGCACCAUCACUGAACUGAAAACCAUGAUUGAAUUUAUGGAAGAUAUUCCAUGUGAAGAGCAAGCUUUGAUCUUCAAGGAAACCGUUCUCGGGGACAACGGUACCCUUUUUGAUUACAGGAUCAACAAGAAUGAGACGCUAAAACUUAUGCGUCAAUCAACGGGAAUUAUGGAGAUAGAUAUCCUCAUCUUUUAUAACGGAGAGACCAUUACUCUCAAAGUCAAACCUUCGGAUACCAUUUACAGCAUUAAAGCCAUGAUUCAGGAUGAAACGCAAAAACCUAUUGACGAGCAGGAUUUGAUCUUUAACCGAACCGUUCUUCACAACGAUGAUACCCUUGCUGGUUGCGACAUCCACAAGGAGUCUACACUCACACUUUUGUGGUCAGCAAGAGUAUACAUCAUGAAGAUAUUCAUCAAGACCGCAACAGAAAAGACCGUUACUCUGCAUGUCAAACCCUCAGACACCAUCUACAACCUGAAGUUAAAGAUCCAGGAUAAGGAAGGUGUUCCCCCAUGCAAGCAGACACUGAUCUUUAACAAAAAUUUCCUGGAGGAUAGUGCUACCAUUGCUGAUUAUCGCAUCCGUGAUGGACAAGAAGUCGGUCUUGUGUUGGGAUAA